Molecule: messenger RNA, 6924 nt
Organism: Micropterus salmoides (largemouth bass)
Lineage: Eukaryota; Metazoa; Chordata; Actinopteri; Centrarchiformes; Centrarchidae
Gene: dtx1
Product: deltex 1, E3 ubiquitin ligase
Exons: 10
Coding region: 894-2825 (643 amino acids)
Biological process (GO): protein ubiquitination; Notch signaling pathway
Cellular component (GO): nucleoplasm
Molecular function (GO): ubiquitin protein ligase activity; zinc ion binding
Source: RefSeq, a predicted model, not a curated record
UUACUGAAAUUGACACUUUGGGUGAUUUUCAACGGCUAUCCAUACAGGUGCGCCUGGACAUUUGUGCGUAAUAUGCGGGCAGAAAAUAAUGCGUGUUUAUUACGCAUGAUGUUUGGAGGCAGAACUGCGCGUCUACAGCAGAAUGGCUCUGCAUCUCACACAAUGAAAACCGUGGAACUGGGGCAUGAAUUGACUUUAACACAGCGGACAAAAUAAGCUGGUGUAGUCUGUAGCAGAUUCACGGGGAUAAAACGACGUCUUGGUUUUCUGCAAUAACACAGGAUAACUGGAGCUGCGGGAGGUGGGUUUGAAGGAAGACUUCAGUUUUAAGGAUAAGGGAAAUCGUAUAAAUCCCAGAUGUGAAGGGACAGGUGCGUUUCGAGAUCUGCAACUCGUUUUUUUUUCUUUUUGCAAUCUGUUUUGUCUUUCGGCCGGAGCCUGUGAAAUGCAGCCUCUACCUGACAGAUGUGUGGCACCUCAACUGCAGCCUACAGAGAGCGUGUCCUGUCUACCUGCUGCUUAUCUGCUGUGGUUGCCUGUGGAGGACUGAGACGGCUAGAGCUGAAAAUCUCAUCAUCAUCAUCGUCAUCACCAUCAUCAUCAACAACGUCUGCCACUUCAAACACAACAAGACACAAGAGGACAGAGGCUGCAUUUGGCUGAUCAAAAUCACAACAGUCAGAAAGUACCUGUAGACGAUGACUCCAGCAGAGCUGCUUGCUUAAAAGCAGCAUGAGAUAAUUCUGGACUACCAUAUUAAUUGCUGAUUCAAGCUUUUCCCAUUUGGUGGUGAUGAAAAUGUACCAGUGUUGUUGUCAGUUGACUGACAGGGUUGCAGUGCUGUUCUAGGCCGGGACAUAGCCAGCAGCUGAAGCACAGACACCACGAAGAAGAUGGCUCGUCCAGGAUCAGGGUUGCUGGUACCUGUCAAUGGUCUGGGGUACCCCCCUCAGAACCUGGCCAGGGUGGUGGUCUGGGAGUGGUUGAACGAACAUGGGCGCUGGAGGCCCUACACUGCAGCGGUUUGCCACCAUAUUGAGAAUGUACUGAAGGGGGAUGCCCGGGGAACUGUAGUUCUAGGACAGGUGGAUGGCCAGCUCUCUCCUUACAUCAUCGACCUGCAGUCCAUGCACCAAUUUCGACAGGACACAGGCACAAUGAGACCAGUGCAGAGAAACUUCUACGAGCCGUCGUCUGCCCCGGGGAAAGGCGUAGUGUGGGAGUGGGAGAACGACAACGGCUCCUGGACUCCGUAUGACAUGGAGAUCUGUGUGACCAUCCAGAAUGCUUACGAGAAGCAGCACCCUUGGCUUGACCUGACCUCUCUGGGCUUCUGCUACCUCAUCGACUUCAACAGCAUGUGUCAGACCAACAGACAGAGCCAGCGCAAGCGACGCCUGCGGAGACGCAUGGACUUGGCCUACCCGCUCAUCAUGGGUUCCAUCCCCAAGUCACAGUCCUGGCCUGUGGGAGCCAGCUCUGGCCAGCCCUGCUCCUGCCAGCAGUGCAUCCUGGUCAACAGCACGAGAGCCGCCUCGAAUGCUAUUCUGGCCUCUCAGCGGCGUAAGGUCUACGGAGGAACAGCGGGCAACCCAGGCACUACAGGAACCCUCACUGUAGUGCGGCAGAGCAACACCUUUGCUGGAACCUCCCUCUGGUCUCAGACAUCCACCUCCUCCUCCGCCACCAACAACAAUAACAUAAGUGUUGGAGGUGGGCAAGCCAAAGCUGAACAGGUGCAGUUGCCACUGUCCACUGCCAACUUCCCCUGUUCCCCCGUGAUGCCAUCUCUUUCAUCCGCCCAUGGCCACCACGCUCUCACCAUCAACGGACAGAACAACCUGAACCGGCCGGGCACCCAGCGCAUUUCCAUGGGCACUGCCAGAGGAGCCAUUCCACCAGGGGUUCCUGCACUCCCAGUAAAGAACCUGACUGGAUCUGGACCCGUGCACCCAGCACUAGCAGGUAUGACAGGUAUCCUGAUGUGCGCUGCAGGUCUGCCGGUUUGCCUGACUCGGGCCCCCAAGCCCAUACUGCACCCACCACCCAUCAACAAGAGUGACAUGAAGCCUGUGUCAGGGAUCAACGGCAUGCGCCGCAAAACCAAGAAAAAGCACCUGAGGAGAGGAAAAAACCCAGAGGAUGUGGUGCGAAGAUACACUGAGAAGAUCAAAGUGAUGCCAGAUGAGGAUUGUACCAUCUGCAUGGAGAGGCUGGUCAUGUCAUCGGGCUAUGAAGGCGUCCUGCAGCACAAAGGCAUCAAGCCAGAGCUGGUGGGCAAACUUGGCAAGUGUGGGCACAUGUACCAUCUGCUGUGCCUGGUGGCCAUGUACAACAAUGGCAAUAAGGAUGGCAGUCUUCAGUGUCCAACAUGCAAAACCAUCUAUGGGGAGAAAACAGGCACCCAGCCUCCUGGGAAGAUGGAGUACCACGUCAUCCCCCACUGCUUGCCCGGCUACCCAGACUCAAAGACCAUCCGCAUUGUCUACGACAUUCCUGCCGGGAUCCAGACCAAUGAGCACCCCAACCCCGGGAAGAAGUUCAGUGCCAGAGGGUUCCCUCGACACUGCUACCUCCCCGACAAUGAGAAAGGCAGGAAGGUCCUGAAGCUGCUGAUCAUGGCCUGGGACCGACGCCUCAUCUUCACCAUCGGCACGUCCAGCACCACGGGCGAGUCAGACACAGUGGUGUGGAACGAGAUUCACCACAAGACAGAAUUUGGCUCCAACCUGACCGGCCACGGCUACCCCGACCCCAAGUACCUGGACAACGUCCUGACAGAGCUGUCGGCCCAGGGGGUCGGCGAGGACAACCUGAAGGACUGAUGGCCAGCUGAGCUGGUACAAAGGAACACAGCCCGCCAUCUCCCAGAGAAUAGGGACACUGCAUGAUGGCCCAACAUGCAGCUGACAACUCUUUACUCCCCUCAAACAAAAAUAUCCACAGAAGUGGUGGCACAAGAGCAACGGAAGCAAAAUAAAUGUCAUGGUUAUGAUCAAUGUUUUGAUUUGUAUAACCUAAGAUUUCCCCCCUGCUGUCUCUUGAUCCAUGCCUUGAGCAUGUGGUGUUCAUGCCAAAUUUUUUCAGAGGGUUGAAGAAUGUAAAGACAAGGUGAGAUUUCUGUCUUGAUGUUGGUAGCUGCUGGUAAAUGGUAUUUAAUCCCUUUUUAGAUUAAACUAAAGCUGUUCCUCUGCACUUAGAGUAAAAUGGUGAGGGGCCAAACCAUACAAAGGCAUAUUUGUAAAUGCUGAACUCCAGAAUGCAUGGCCCAGACUAACGCUGCAUAAUGAAUAUCAGGCGAAUAUCUUCGAUAGGGUGGGGUGUCGAUAGAUCAGUUGUUGUUUGAUAUUGUGAAGAGAAAUUUAAGAGAAUUUCAGCAUUCAGGAUUAAUCCAAAUGAAUCGAUUUUGUUGCUUCCCCCGUUUUCUCUAAUAACAAAUUAUUGUCCUGUAACAAGUGGUGAAACUUGGUUUUGUGAUUUGAAGGAGAGGAUUUUGGCUUUUUGGUGAUGUGACGGUAAAGUUGCACUGGGCAUGUCUGACAUUUUCCACUUCUGAUAACUCAGGUCAGUUGUUCUGUAAAAUGGAAGUGUGUUUGGUGGUGCAUGAAGUAGAUGAAAUAUUAGUGUUUGGUAAUAAACGUAUGUUGUAAGGUUAACCUUGUUGACUGCCUAUGAGAGGAGACAUGAAAUAGAUGAAACAAGCAUCUUACCAGUCAGUUUGAUGCGUGUUACGAGGCGUUGUAACUUCAAAGGCUGAGGUUGUGAAGCAAGAUUUGCUAUGCCCCAAGGUUAAACUCAUUUCUUUUGUUGACACACUGAUGACGCUGACCUCUGUCUGCAUUAUUUUUCUCCCUGUUGGAGCAAACCCAGGCAUUGGCAUGAUCCAUCAUGCUGACCAUAAAUGAGGGGUGAGUGUGUGAUUGCAUGCUCUGAGGCAUUAAUAUGCUGGUUUUGAGUCCUUGAGGAGAAAAACUGAACACAGAUGGACGUUGCUCUUUCAAACACCAACAGUUUCCCCUUGGAGAUGCAUUUUGGGCGGCGCUGCUGCUCACCUGCGAUCUACAAAUCUCUUGUGAGCUUGUUUGCUGCUAGGCAGUACACUGGGCUCCACUGCCUGUAAUGCGGGCAGUGAAAUAUCUCAUUCAAUGUGUGAGCUCACUCAGAGUUGUUAGAGCCGAUCCUGAUGUAUGGGCUCGCCCCCACCUUCCUUCUCCUUCAUUCUAGGAACCAUGAAAAUGUUGGUCUAGUAUGUAGUUGGCUUGGAAUAAUUUUUUCCUGCGCUCCUCUUUCCCCCUCAAAUUUUAUGCCCGUGAGCUAAUGACUUUUUGAAGGUGCUUCGUGGAGAUCUUUUGAUGUUUCUUCACAUUCAGAUAAAAGAUAACCCAGUGCUGCAUAAUUCUCCAUAAAUAUAUCUGAUCAAUUUUAAUAAGUGGGGGAUGUUGAUGUAAGGUUUAUCAUGUGGGCACCCAGCUGUGAGCUUAACUUUAGAGUGAAUCAUAGUCUUCCAUAGCACUUUGAGGCAACAGUUUUGUUUAAUCAGUCAUUUAAUUUUUAAUGUCUUAAAUUGCAACUAAAUCUGUGUUUUUUAAGUUGAUGUUUAUAAACUGGCUUGCAAUGCUUUGAAAAAUAUAUAUGAUCUACAUUUGCAGAUGUGAUAUACCUUUAAAUUCAAGCUCAAUUUGAGUCGAUGGUGUAAGUUUAAUUUAUUUUUAUACUCUUCUAUAUAGAAAAUAUAAAGACUGGCCCACAUAUCUAUACACAGUUAUAGUUUAUGUUAACACAUAAUACAUAAAAUCUGGCAAAGAUGAAUUUGUCAGUAUGUCAGGGACUGUUGAAAUAUGUACGACAUGUUGUGGACGUCUUAUAUUACAAGUAGUCUUAGCAUAUGCUGCUGUCGUUACCUUAAUGUAGAAUCUGUGUAGUUGAUCCCCUGUGGGACUCCCAAUAAAUACAGUAAAUGUGUCUUUAUUAUUGUUGGGGGAGCUUUAGCAGCAUGACGAUGGCCGUUCCCCCCAAAUGGCCUAUUUCUCUUUUUCUACUUGUCCAGAACACGGGAAUGGAUGCAGUCAGCAAUCUUUGUUCAGUUUGAGGGUGAAAACAACGCGCCUGGGUUAAAGAGAAAAUACAAAUAAUUCUUGUAGUUUGUUUUAGCUAAUGGGAGCAACAGAUUGGUGGGAUUUACCUCAGUCAGUUGUCAAUCUAAGUACACUGAAUUACUCUCUUACUAGGUCUUAUACGAACACACAAUACAGUUUUCACAUUUCUACGUUUAGAAUCUGUUUUCGUUAUUUUACAUGAGAUUUUUGAAUCUCUGAAUGUAGCCAGCAAUGUCCGUUGCUAGCUACCUACAAACAUUCGCUUUAAGCUAAAUCUUUUAGUGUUAAACGCUUAUAAAAAUGUUUUUCAAACAUAAGCUUUGAUUGCUUCAUAUUCAGUCAUAAGUAUGUAAUGUUAUAAAGAAAUAAUUUGUUUUCAGGGGCUUUGAACUACUUUUCCAUGUUAAGCUUCAACUUUCUGGCAACCACAUAGGCUAAAACAAACCACUAAAAGUAUUUGUAAGUGUGAUUUUGACCCAGGUGUUGAAAAAGGUAAUUGUUUGGCCUGUUCCAUCUCAAGAUUUCUCCUUCACAACCUUUUUGACUCCCUUUAUAAUACGGGACAGCAACAGAGAAUGCUUCCAAUCUAUCAGGGAAUUUCUUUCCGUGUUAAGUGAAGGUUCAUUAACCAGAGAAAUCCAAAUGCUUGCUUCUUUGACUUUUCCUUUCCAUGUGUCGGCCUUGUAGUGUUAAGAUGCAGGCCCUUUAGACUUUUCAGGUGUGUACAGACUUAUAUGAGAAUGAUAAAUAAAACAUGGUUUGGUAUAUGUCUGAUUAAGAGAGCGAGAGAAGUGUCGUUUAUGCAAUUUACUAUUUUUAAGGUCUAAUACAUGAUUUUUGUGUAGCAAGAAGGUAGAUUUUUUGACAACAGAUGUUUUCUUUAUGGGAAGCCUACCUCCAGGUUUCUAAACAAGGGGGUCGCGAUCUGAGGAAGUUCACACGCUAUGUAUUAGAACAUAUAUUUUUGAUGUCUUUUUUUGAAUGAUGAUUGUCUCUAACAGAACUAUAACAUUGCUGUAUUACUCUUAUUAAGAUUAAUUCCAUACCCUUUUCCAUUUGAUUAGAAGUGGGAUAACGGAUGAAAUCACUUUGUCCUAACAUAUGAAGUAUUUACAGUUGUAGGCUACUCUGUCAUGUUGUCAACUGCAAACUGUACUUCUCUCUCUAAAUGAUACCUUAACAUUUUCUGUGGCUUUACUGUAUGUUUGUAUCCGUUUGUCUGUGUGAGUGCGUGUGAAUGUGUGCCGAGUGUGCGUCUAGUAAACAAAUUUUAGGUUCAUGUCCUUUAAAGAUACAGUAAUGUUCUCCUAGAGGUGCAUGUUAACCAAACUGUGAGCAAGUUUAUUGAUAAUACAUAGCUUUUUGCGUAUGAAUACAUCAUAGCUUCUUUAGAAACGUCACCCAGGUCUUCUGGUGAUUUAGCACUGUGGUUUUGCAUAUUACUCCAGUUAGCCUAGCUAUAAAGGUUUUUUCCUCCAUCAGGUUUGAUUUACACAGAUGGGGACGAGACGGCGUUUGGCUGCUCUCCUCGCUCUUUUAACAACUUGUAAAACAUCGGAAAGGUUUUGCAUUUUAAGUGCCCAUUUUAAUUGACAUUUUCAAAUCAUGAUUUCUGUGAUGUGGUUUCUUUUAAGCAGUGUCAACAUAUUGCAAUUUAAAAUGGUUCACAAAGAGAAACUGAGAUCAAUUUAAAGCAAGAUAUUGAGACACAUUGAUUAAACUAUAAAGGGCUUAAUCUAUCAGUCGUUAUUGAAUUGUGACCUUGUUGCAUGUUUGUGCGUUUGCUGUGGAAAAAUAAAUGUGCCCUCGACAAGGGUAGUUUGUUUGA